AUGGGAGUUCCAAGAAUCUCUAGGAGGGCAAGGUAUCUGUGCGGGCUUACAGUCACGUUGUACUUUUUGUUUAGUGUCCAAUGGAACACUCUAAAGGUGAAUACGCAUUUCUAUAAUAGCAUGCACACUCUUUUGCCCAGCACGGCACAAGUGGAUGAUUUAAAUCUGAAGAAUCUCGAAGUUGUUGAUCCCAGCAGCACGAGUUACGAUCUGUUGGAUUUACGUGUCCAAUUGGCACGCGAGUUCCCAUAUGAACCUUCACAGCCAAUUCCAAGAAAAGUAUGGCAGACUUGGAAGACGAAUGGAGACGCGCCAUCUUUCCCUUCUAACUUCAAAUCGUACCAGAAGAAGUGGAUUGCAACAUGCGAGAAUCGUUCUCCUACGUAUCAGUACAAUCUAAUCACGGAUGAGCAAAUGCUUCCACUAUUGAAACAGGUGUAUGGUGGUGUACCGCAAGUGGUGCGGGCUUUUGAGUCAUUACCUUUACCUAUCUUAAAGGCCGACUUUUUUAGAUAUUUGAUACUUUUCGCUAGAGGAGGUAUUUAUUCCGACAUGGAUACAUUCCCCCUCAAACCUUUAGACACUUGGCCAUCCACUUCAAAGUCAUUCCGCGCCGGUCUAAAGAAUCCUAUAAAGUACAGAGACUCUAUCGAUGGUUUAGAUGCAUUCGAACCUCCUGAACCGGGAUUCGUAAUUGGUAUUGAAGCAGACCCAGACAGAGAUGAUUGGGCAGAUUGGUAUGCUAGGAGAAUCCAGUUCUGCCAAUGGACAAUGCAAGCAAAACCAGGGCAUCCCCUGUUGCGGGAGUUGAUCUCAAAUAUCACCGCUACGACUUUACAUAGCGUCCAAAAAUUGAAAAGUAGUUUGCCGUUAAAUGACGCUGACAUUGUUGAAGAGUUUGAAGACGAUUAUAACAUUAAUAUGAGGGACAGGAGAAAAUUUGAUAAGAACUAUGACCAUAAACAAAAAAAGAAUGCAAAGAAUAUUGACGGUACCGAUAUUAUGAAUUGGACAGGCCCUGGGAUAUUCUCAGAUAUAGUAUUCCAAUAUCUAAACAAUAUCAUCCAGAAGAAUAACAAUAUACUAAUAUUCAACGACAACAUUAACGACAUGGAUGGUAAAAGAAAAGAAUCAAAGGAUGAAACAACUAUGAAGUUCUAUAAAGAUAUCUCCAAGAAUCUACAGAGCCAAAAUCCAACAUUUUUUUGGGGGUUCUUCUCUUUGAUGACAAAACCUGCUCUGAUUGACGAUGUUUUAGUACUACCUAUUACAUCAUUCUCUCCAGAUGUUGGUCAGAUGGGCUCUAACUCCAUGGAUGAUGAAAUGGCACUCGUAAAACAUUUGUUUGAAGGGAGCUGGAAAGAAGAAAAAUCUGACGACAAAGAAGAGAAGGAAACGUCUUCAGAUAAUGAUGAAAAAAACGAAUAA
Kluyveromyces marxianus DMKU3-1042 is the source of this 1428-nucleotide messenger RNA. It is a transcript of the gene OCH1, whose product is annotated as initiation-specific alpha-1,6-mannosyltransferase. Gene Ontology annotation, biological process: protein N-linked glycosylation. The transcript has a single exon. NCBI's taxonomy places the organism in Eukaryota, Fungi, Ascomycota, Saccharomycetes, Saccharomycetales, Saccharomycetaceae. Gene Ontology annotation, cellular component: mannan polymerase complex. Bases 1 to 1428 code for a protein of 475 amino acids. Gene Ontology annotation, molecular function: alpha-1,6-mannosyltransferase activity. The record is from RefSeq and is a predicted model, not a curated record.